CCUCCACGGUUUGCGCGGGUAGCGCGUAUGAGUCAUGGCAGACCAGUUGUUUCUGAAACGUUCUGGACUGGAACACUCGGGGGAAUAGUCUUCUCACAUAUAAAGGCCCGAGCACUCCUUCCACCAGCCAUUCCGUUGUCGUGUCCGAUAGUAGUGUGUCUUGUUCCAUCCACUCAAGCAAUGUCAAAAUUGAACGAGUCGGAGAAAGUGUGUGUUGAGCAGUUGUGUCAGAUAAUUCCUCGAUCUGAAUUAAUCAAAAUUGCAAAAAAGAUUCUGAAUGAUGACACCACAGAAGCCACAGAAGAAGUGAUAAAAAAAUUGCUCAACAGUAAAAUGCCAUUCAAGACCUUUUUAAAUCUUGUCCCAGCCAAAGACUUAAAGACAUUUGUCGGCCCCUCUGAAAAAUUUUUGAGAGACGAAUUAAUAAACAUCAUAAAUUUUAAAAUUACUAAUGGGCGUAUUAAGAAGAAGGAUGUGAAGCCACAAGGUGAUGGCAGCACAUCAAGUACCCCAUCAAAAAGUCCUGCACCAAGGUCUUCAAGGAGUGCUGCAUCAAGCAAUACCCCAUCAAAUAGCAGUCCUAAACAGAGCCCAAUUGUAUCAGCUAUUGAGACAACUGAAUAUGAAACAAGAUCUGUUAAGACAAUUAAAAGAAUUGAACAAUUUCCUGUGGAAAAGGAAAAUGGAAGUGGCUAAGAAUAUUUGAUUUGUAUAUGUGUUUACAAAUUAAUAAACUCUUGCCUUGACCAUUGCUUGGCCAGGUGUUCAAACA
This is a messenger RNA of Frankliniella occidentalis (western flower thrips), 772 nucleotides long. RefSeq lists its product as uncharacterized. The transcript has 3 exons. The coding region runs from base 28 to 696 and encodes 222 amino acids. NCBI's taxonomy places the organism in Eukaryota, Metazoa, Arthropoda, Insecta, Thysanoptera, Thripidae. The record is from RefSeq and is a predicted model, not a curated record.